AUGGUUGCUGGGACACGAAAGGAAGAUUGCAGGGAACCAAAACAACUUUCAAAUGUAACAAUAGAUGUAACCAAUGGUACAACAUACGGAUCUUUUGCUAGUAUUAAAUGCAGUCCAGGGUAUACGUUACAUGGUGAUAAUAUCAAAGAAUGUUUGUCGAAUGGCAGCUGGAGUGCGUUCAGUACCAACUGCACUCUGAAUGUGUGUCCUAAUGUAACAGCUCCAGCAAACGGGUCCGUUAACACUAGUAAGAAAUCUGUGGCUGUAUAUUCUUGUAUCAGAGGAUUCGAAAUAAUUGGAUCAAAUACACUGGUGUGCAAUCUUAAUGGUAGCUGGGACAGUCUACCUCCGACAUGCAAAAUUAAAGACUGUGGGCAGAUGAUAUAUGAUCCAUUAAAUGGUAAAGUGCAUUUAAAUGGAAAUGCAACUACAUACAAUGCCACAGCAACAUUUAUGUGUAAUAAUGGUUACCAACUGAAUGGUGAAUCAUUAUCAAGAUGUAACGCUUCUGGCAAGUGGAAGCGGAAUUCCUAUUGUGGGAACCUGACAGAUCCGUCGAAUGGAAAGGCUGAUAUGUCAGAUGGCACAACAUACUUGUCAGUUGGAAAGUAUAGCUGUAACACCGGUUAUACGAUAUAUGGCAACAACAGUACCACAUGUACAGAAAAUGGAAACUGGAGUGAUCAUUAUGUGAAAUGCAUAAUUAAUGGUAAUAUUGCCACAAACCAAACAGGCCAGGCAAUGGUACAGUCGACAAAACAAACGGAACAACAUAUGGCUCUGUAG
This is a messenger RNA of Mercenaria mercenaria, 786 nucleotides long. RefSeq names its product E-selectin-like. The record is from RefSeq and is a predicted model, not a curated record. Lineage: Eukaryota; Metazoa; Mollusca; Bivalvia; Venerida; Veneridae. The coding region runs from base 1 to 786 and encodes 261 amino acids. The transcript is spliced from 6 exons.